AUGCAAUUAAAGUGCGCAGAAUAUCUUAAAGAAGCAGUACUUAUUUAUUAGAUGUUAGGUUAACACAAAUAUAGAAUAAAUUCGAUAUUCAUUUAUGUCGAAAGCCUGUAAAUAGAUUGCAUAAUUAUUACCUUUCCAAUCAAUGUGGCAUUUAUUGUUCAAAUAGGAGAAUCUCUUUUUUUAUAUGUUGAUGCUCUAAUCAAUGUUUGGUUAAAAUAUCAAAAUGCUCUUGGAGUUAAUAAUUGAGAGAUUUGCUCCAAUCACAUAAUUUUAGAUAUAGUUCUUAAAUGCCUGUACAUUGGUGUUUUCACAAGACACUUAUAUCUUGUCGGAUGUAAUCAAAAGUCAUCUUCCAAACAUAUAUAAAGAGUGCAUAACAUAGCUACAGUUUUUUAUCAAACAAAUUCCUAAAAAUGAUUCCUAGGAAGGUUAGUCAGUUGCAGAAUAAAUAGCUUAGGCUUAUAAAACUAUUUUAGGAAAUAUUCAUGAUAAAAAAGUUACUAUCGAACUCUACACCAGUCUCCAACAAAUAGUGCACAAAUGGCCUUUGAUACACAAUAUAAAUCCAUUGAUUUUUCAUGAAGUAGAGGAAAUAAUUGCAAUGAGAACUCCAAGAAAUGUGGAGAUCUAAUUCUAUGAAGAACCAACUGAAUGUGAUAGUCCAACCAAAUCCAACUCAAUUAGAAAGGAAAAUCAAAUAGUAGUUGAGUUAUAGAGGUGGCUCAGCAAAAUGAAUUAUCCAAUUCCUGUAAUAUCCAAAAGGAUAGCCAGCAGUGUUAUUAAUUCAUAAAACAUGUUUAAAUUAAAAGAAAACAUUGAGAUUAUGCUCUCAUUUAUCUAUUGCCCUUUAAAAUACGAUCCUGCCAAUUGUGUAAUAUAUUAGUCUAUCAUAGUGGAUGAAAAUUGAAUUUGAUUAGAAAAUCAGUUUAAAAGAUAUUCCAAAUCUAAAGGAUUGUUAUUCCUUAUAAGCCCCUGCUCAUAUCUAUCACAUCAGAUCAAUUAGGUCAUUGCAGAGUUUAACCGAUGAGGAGAAUCACUAAAUUAUUGCAAAAGUAAACCCUUCAUAUUUAUAAAUUGCUUGUAUUGCUAUUUUAUUAAUUUUUAGUUUCCUAUUUGUCUGAAUGUCUUAACGAAGAUAACUUAAAGAAUUGUAACUUUAAUCAUUUAACUCAAUUACUGAUAUUUUAUUUAGAAAAAGAAUAAGAUAUUUCUAUUUACUUCUGUCUGCAUUAUAAUAUUCCUUAUGCAUUUUUACAUUACAUCAAUUAUGAGCAAUCCUCUACAUUUCUCAUUAAUCUCUUUUUGUAAAUUAAUUUGCUGGGACAUCACAUAUCAGAGCAUUAAAAAAAAUUGUAUGAAUAAGUAUGGAGAUAUUUUAAUGCUGCCAAAUUGUUUGAUGAUAUUAUUAACUUGCUAUUAAACCCAAAAAAUAGAUCGGGUUUGUUACAUAAAUGUACAUCAAACUAUAGAAAUAAUAGCAUGCUCGAAGCAUUCACUUUACAUCCAGAUUUUCAAUUAAAGGAAAAAGUAUAUUAGUAAAAUGAAAACAAUUUUAACUUUACUUUGGAAGAAAAGAUUCAUUUGAAAUGGGAUAUCGAUCAAAUUAAAAAAUUUGUUUAAAAGAAAACAAUCAAAUAAUUAUCAUUUUUCAAUAAAGUUUCACAUAAGAUCUUACCUUCAUUCAAUGAGAAUCCAGCUUCUAUGAUGGAUGUUAUUAGAGUGGCAAUUUAGAAUGCAGAAAUCAUUAAUGAACCUCAUAAAAAACGAUAAUCUAGAGCUACACGAGAAAAGCUUAUUGUUUUAAGGAGUGCUUCAGUAAUGUUUGAUUUAGAUGAAUAAGAUUCUUAGAAAGAUCAAUUUAUUCCUUUUGGCUAUAAUCUGAAUCCUUUAGAGGUAAGAGUUGAAACCAAAGAGAGCAAUACCAAAUAUGACUAGAAAUCAGUUUCAUUUAUGAAGGACAGUCAAAAGGGUCCUAAUUAAAAAAAACACUCAAGAAAUUUGUCAUUAUAAUUGUAUCCACUUUCUUUGAAGGAUGUUACACUAGGCAUAUGGGAUCAUGAAUAAAAAUAAGACCAAUAUCAAAUAGAGAAGUAUAGAAAGUAUAAUAUAUUAAUUAGUUUGAUGAAAGAUGAACCAUUUUGUUAUAAUUUACUAUAAUUUUUAUCAAUCCUUAUCUAGUAAUUGAUUUUAGGAGAUCAUAAAUUGUUUUCUAAUACUCAUUUUAUGAAUAAUAGAUAAUAAAUGUUAGGGAUCAUUCUGCUUAAUGAAAAUUGCAAAGUUUUUGACAAUCUAAUGAAAGUAAUAUUUGUAAUUAUCAUCAGAUUUACUUAUUUAAAAUAAAAUUGACUCCAUGUAUGAAAGAAAAUAGUGCUGUUUUAUGUGGGUAGUUAGUAAAUCUAAUCAUUAAGAAAAAGCCAGAGUACAUGAACUUUUAGGAUAAUGCACAAACUUACAUAGAUUAUUUGUGUAAAGUGAUUAUCAACUCCAUUUAAUGGAAGACUUCCUCAGCCUAAGCUAUUGAAUUGGAUAUAGGUAAAACUCUUUUGUGUGAGACACUUUGUUUAAUGAUUGAAUAUGGAAUCAAUAGAGGGCAGAUCUAAUUGCUAAAUAGGAUAACUGCUACAACUUGGAGUUGUCUAAUUGAAAUCUGUAAAUACUGUUUCCCUAUUCGACCCAAUCAAACAUUUUAAGGGAUAUUUAUUAAGUUGAUGAAAUUAAAUUUGGAGUUUGGAUCUGAAUUCAAUAUCCACACUAUAUUUAUGAAGUUGAAUUUCCUAAGUGUGAUUAAACAGUUGGCAGAAUUAACAUAAUUAAAUGCUGUUUAAAUUAAGAAAUUUAAUUAUUUAAAUGAAUUUAUUAAGUCUAUCUGCAAUUUGAUUUCUAAUCAGAUUAGCAAAUAGCCAUCUAAAGAGUGCUUUAAAAUAAUUUAAAAUUUAGAUUCGUGGAAUUAACUUAGAUAAUAAUAUAAAAUUACAUCUCAUUAACAUGGAAAUAGUUUUUAUAGUGUAGAUUCGAGAGUAUUAAAUAAUUCAACUCCAGCAACAAGUCAAAGUUUUACAAAAAUAAGAAUUCGUAAAUCUGCUCAUUCAUAAGCAUCAAAAGAAUGA
Molecule: messenger RNA, 3107 nt
Organism: Paramecium octaurelia
Lineage: Eukaryota; Ciliophora; Oligohymenophorea; Peniculida; Parameciidae
Source: the annotation of a GenBank genome assembly